Molecule: messenger RNA, 3728 nt
Organism: Darwinula stevensoni
Lineage: Eukaryota; Metazoa; Arthropoda; Ostracoda; Podocopida; Darwinulidae
Source: the annotation of a GenBank genome assembly
UGGAAGUUGACAGAUGAGGCGCGAUGGGGUUCAUCGAGUCCUGCGAGAAUUAAUGUUGAUUAUUUGCUUCCCUUCUCGAUCUGUCUUCGCAGAUGAGUCAUGGAUCCAUUCUGGAUCGCCCUUCUUCUCUCUUUCCUCUGGCAUCCCGCCGCUUCAGAAGAGGAACGCUGCCUCACCGCUCUGCAAGCGAAAGUGAGUCCAAAGCGGCUGUACCAUGGAGGUGAAGUGGUGGACCUCACGCUGGAAGUGUCCCAUCGGUUGUCUCAUCAACUGAUCACUCACGUCAUCAAGAUGGUACUGGAGGAAUUUUACGGCUACCACCGAGUGCGAAUCGUGGAACAGGAAGACCAUUUCCUCCCCGUCAACGUCCUCAAGCGACUCUCGGGCGUCCUCAGAUGCACUUCCUCGUGCGUAGCAGUGGCGAAAGUGAACGGAUCGCAUCCGAUCCCGGACACGAUGGCGAACCUUGAACUCUGGCUUCCGCCGGGAAGUUCCAUGGAAAACUGGGAAUUCUAUGAUUUCUACGAUUCCGACUCCAUAGCUUUCCUCGGGAAUCUCGGACCCGGGGGCAGAUUGGGAUGGUGGUACCCUUCACACGUGGACACCCUGGGGAUGAAGGCCCACUGGGAGAUGUUUAAGGUCGCUAACGUCUCUCAAAUCUUCCGGCUCUCCGGAGAGGAAUAUCACAUGAUGAAGAAGCACAUGAUCGAUCCUCUCACUGGAAAGUAUUACUGCUCGAACGAUGACUGCGUAGAAGGGAUGAAAACACCCCCGAAAUGCAAGGGACAGAGAAUAAGACACAGGGCAACGGAAAUCAACGGAGUCUGCGGAUUCCUCCUCGCCUCGUAUCCGGAAGUGGAAGCGUCGAUAAUGGCGGAAAUCGAGGAGAUGGAAUUGUUCCUCGAAGUUGCUUAUUUGGGACCCCACCUCGUUCAAUUCGCCGAGCAUCUCCUGAAAAGAAACGUUCCAUUCUUGUUUCUUCACUAUUGGCCCUCAGAGAUACUUCUCAGCGGGAACUUCAGGAUGGUCCUCCUGCCUCCCUGUUUAGAGCAUUCGAGUCUGAACCCCAGCUGGAAAUGCAAUUACGCACUUCGACACUUCGUGAAAGUGGCCUGGAAACCUCUUCUUUCCAAGGCACCCGAUGCUUUCGAGGUGAUGUCGGAUCUAUACUUUCAUCAGAAAGACUACGAAGAUCUACUGGCUUCGUACCAUGAAGGGGAAAGAAUUAGGGACGUUGCCUGUCGAUGGCUUCGAGGUAAGGGGGAUUACUUGUGGAAGCAUCGGCGAAAAACCAGUCUUUACAUCGGAGGCAUCUUCCCGCUCCACGGAAGCGUUUACAAUGCCGUCGGAGUCGUCCCCGCUGCGAUGAUGGCGCGAGACGCGGUGAACAAGGACGACAGCAUCUUGGAAGACUACGUGCUGGAGGUGCAGUUGAUGGACGGGCAAUGCAAGCCGGACAUGGUCAUGAUGUCUUUCAUCCAGUACAUCAUACAAGCGGAAUUCAAGCAGUUUCUCGGGAUUCUCGGACCGGCCUGUUCAAAUACGAUCGAGCCGAUAGCCGGGGUAUCCAAGCACUUCAAGACAGUGGUGAUUAGUUACAGUGCAGAAGGAGCCGUGUUAACGGACAGGGAAAAGUACCCGUACUUUUUUCGCACCAUCGGGGAAAACAGGCAAUUCAAAGCCGUAUAUCUGCAGCUGCUUCAACAACUGGGAUGGAAACGAGUGGCGUCGUUGACCGAAGACGGCGAGAAAUAUGCAGAAUAUCUCUCCCAGCUCCAAGAUCUUCUCGAGGCCAACAAAAUCAGUUUCAUCGCGAACAGAAAAUUUCCCAGGGUGCGAGAGACCCAGAACAUGUCUCAGUACCUGGACGAAUUCCAGGCGGAGAGGGCUCGGAUCAUCAUCGGGGAUUUCUACGACUCGGCAGCUCGGGCAGUCAUGUGCGAAGCGUACAAGAAAGGAAUGACUGCCAAAAAUGGUUAUGUGUGGUUCUUACCGAGAUGGUUCUCUCGAGAUUGGUUCCACGCAAGCCAUUACAACCAGAUCCUUUCCAUAGAAGAAAGGGUCCCCUGCAACACAUCCGAAAUGAUGGAGGCCAUCAACGGUCACUUCUCGUUGGCCUACGCUUAUUUUGCCGAAGAGGAUGCCCUGAUGCAGGAAAGCAUCACCGUCGGGGAAUGGAGAAAGCGCUACGAGGCCGAAUGCGCAAAUUCUCCCAAAAUCAAAGGAGGAGGGGUGAGUCUCCCGGAGAAUAUCCAUCCAAGUGAUUACGCAGGAUUUGCCUACGAUGCCGUGUGGACGUUUGCCCUGGCCGCCGACAAGCUCCUGAAAGAAAAUCACUCCCAUGUCGCGGACUUCCAUUCCAUCUCGGCAGUCCAGAGGUUGGUGGAGAUCAUAAACGAAACGGAUUUCCUCGGGGUCAGUGGUCACGUUCAGUUCCGAGGUCCAUCGAGACGGCCGAUCAUCAACGUCCUCCAAUGGAGAAACAAUGCAAGCGUUGUCGUCGGCACGUUUUUCCCCAACGAAGAAGAUGGGGAAGGAAGAUACGAUGCGAAAGUCCGAGCCACCAAAGAGCACAUGAGGGCAUUGGGUCUAUUGGCCUCCUCCAACAUGUUGGCGCUAGACGAAUGGGAAAUUCCCAAGGAGAAUGUGGUCAUCAAUCGCAAGAUAGGGGAGGGGGCCUUUGGCACCGUCUACGGCGGAGAAGCCUCGAUCGACGACCGAGGAUGGGUAAGGGAUCUCAAGACGUAUUUGCUGUCUCGGAGGCAUCUAGUGCACGAGAAGGAUUCCGAUGAGGUAUCCCCAAGGAGACUGACUUGCAUGGCGCUCGACAUUGCCAGGGGUCUUGCUUUUCUUGCUCAGCUCAAAUACGUCCACAGGGAGAACCUGUUGCGAUCUUGUUGGGAUCUGACGCCGACCAAGAGGCCGCAUGCAUCCGAGAUAGUGGACUUGUUGAGUAACAAUCCCUGUCUCAUCACGCCAUGCCCCGACAUUCCCAGCGCACCUCUCCAAUUACAGGAGAUGACGUUGGUGAGGAAGCCAUCCUCGGGAAGGAGGAAGCGUAGCGGCGACCUAGGCCCCAGUGAAGGUUCCUUGUCACCUGGGACAUCCUCCGUGGCAAUCCCAUUGACCUUCCCCACAGCCCUCAGUCUCGAGAGUCACCGAAGGACAUUCAUCAAUGGUUUGUACCUGACCACGGGGAAAUUCGAAGACAAAGCCAUCGCCACGGAUUCCCCUGAAGACGAUUACAUCAACUGACAUGAUCCUGCCCUCCCUCUUGUGUAACAGAGAGAGGGCAUCGUUUUCAAUAUUUUCCCUCUUUUUCGAUGUCUAUUUAUAUUUUUUAAUGACUGAAGAGAAACGAUGCAUCGAAGGACACAUGAUUUUUCCUAUCUCCUCUUUGUAGAGUUGCUCACACUAUAUUCAAUAUUCAUUCUUGAAUCGUGCCACUGUUCUUCGCGAAGGAAGAAAAUUGUUCAUGGACGGGUACUGGGAUAUACGUGUGACUGUCACGUCCGCUCUUUCCAUAGGUUAUUUUCGGGUUUUAAAAAUGGCGUGCUGGUCACGUGAAAGAUAUAACCUGCAUUUGCAGCAUUGGAAAGACCGGCACAGGAUGAUAGUACUCAAGAGGAAUCAGAUUAUUAAUUUAUUUCUCGCGAGAAUGAAUGAGAUUGUAUAUUUUCCUUGGAUAAUAAAUGUGAGACCGACGCAUUUCACUGCGCUUAUCGAUG